CAUGUCUCUACGUAUAGCUCUAGUUCUUCCUUCCAGCCUUCUCAAACCCAAAUUGAAGUCCAGCAGUACCCCCUUUUCCGAUGAACAGCGCAGGAAGUAAGUUUCGCACCAGCCUGCUCCAAGCGGCGCAAAGCCGCAUCGUGAGCAGCCAGGGAAGUGCCGCCAACGGCAUCGACCGGAAUGUAAAUCUCGUAACCCAGAGCCAGAAGAUCCUCGGCAGGGAAAGCCAGACACGCUUCCGUCCACAAGGCGGUGAAGAUGAGCUUCUUGCGGCCCGUCGCGGUCACGGCGUUUUGGAACUCGACGUCCUCCCAGCUAUUGAUAGAUGUACGGUCAAUAGUGGGGAUACCCGCGAGCACGGUAGCGACUUGAGGAAUAGGGGGCUUGUUGAAUCCGGUUUUGACGUUCACUGUGGAAUGCACGAUGGGCAGCUUGUAGAGCAACGCCGCGCGUGAAACAGAAGCGAUGUUGUUGACCAACUCUUGGCGAUCCAUCGAAGCGAUUGAUUGGACUUGGACUGGCUGGUAGUCGAUGAUAACGAAGGCCGAGUUCUGUGGUGUGAGGAGCUUGUCCUUGGCUGGAUCACGGAUGGGGCUUUCGCUCGGCAUUUUGGUAAAGAAGUCAGGAUAAUAGAGAAGCGAGAUCGUUCCAAUGAUUCUGGAGUUCGAUAUUGGAUAAUAAGAUGUGAUAUUGGCAACAGAAACGGUUUCUAACGGCUG
This is a messenger RNA of Periconia digitata, 719 nucleotides long. The record is from the annotation of a GenBank genome assembly. NCBI's taxonomy places the organism in Eukaryota, Fungi, Ascomycota, Dothideomycetes, Pleosporales, Periconiaceae.